Molecule: messenger RNA, 1268 nt
Organism: Trematomus bernacchii (emerald rockcod)
Lineage: Eukaryota; Metazoa; Chordata; Actinopteri; Perciformes; Nototheniidae
Product: vang-like protein 2
Exons: 5
Coding region: 702-1238 (178 amino acids)
Biological process (GO): establishment of planar polarity; Wnt signaling pathway, planar cell polarity pathway; multicellular organism development
Cellular component (GO): plasma membrane
Source: RefSeq, a predicted model, not a curated record
UGUAAAUUAGUUAAAUUUAGCCUUGUGUUUUUAUUUAAGUCGCUGUUCAUUGUUUGUUAUAUAAAGCAGAUUGAAUUAUAUCCUAUGGACGCUGAUGUGUGGAUGUUGUGUCCUUUUGAUAACUUUGUGGAGCUUGUUUUUAGCUGCAUGUCUUUUUCUAUCUCACUGAACAAAGUCCCUGUGUGUGAACCAUAGACUGUAUAUAUAAAGGUGUGAACUGCUUCAGCUGAUAAGGCUGGUUAUGAAUCAGAGGGAGGAGCUGCAGACAGUGAGGGAAGUUGAAAGUAGGAAGUCAGACUGCCAGACGCCAUUUUACAGCUCGUCAGGAGGAGAACAAAAGGACUGUUCCAGAAACAGCAGGCAUCAAGUUCCCUGACAUCAAAUCAGCGGGAGUCACACCGCGCAGUCAGAGGGUCCCAUCCACCUCAGCUCUCCUGCAGCGUCUCUCCCGCCCACCGUCCUCUCUCCCCCCUCUCCUCUCUCUAGCCUCCCCCUCCGCCCCGCCUCCCUUCUCCUGCUCCCCCCUCGUCGACCUCCAAGAUAGAUUCCCUCAGGAGUAAGGUUGACCUGUGCUUGCGGGAGGUCCUGGAGUGCGAGGACUUGUACGAGUAUCCCGACUCGUUGUCCAUGUCUCUGGCCGGUGCUUAGCGGACUUUGUGAGCCCCGACUCCUCCUCCUCCUCCCCCCAGGACUUGAUACUGAUGGGGGGCGUCCUGAGCUUCUUGGCGCUCCUCACCCCACUCGCCUUCCUCAUCCUGCCCUGCGAGGGCCUCUACGUCUCCCUGGCCUUCAAGCUGCUGGUGCUGCUCAUCUCCUCCUGGGCGCUGUUCCUCCGCCCGCCUCGCGCCACGCUCCCGCGCUUCUUCGGCUUCCGCUGCCUGCUCAUGGUGCUGGUGUUCCUGUUCGUGGCGUCCUAUUGGUUGUUCUACGGCGUGCGGGUGCUGGAGCCGAGGGAGAGGGACUACCGGGGGAUCGUGGAGUACGCCGCCUCGCUGGUGGACGCUCUGCUCUUCAUUCAGUACCUGGCUCUGGUGCUGCUGGAGGUCCGACACCUGCAGCCCGCCUUCUGCCUCAAAGUGGUGCCAAGUACUGAUGGAGCCAGCAAGUUCUACAACGUGGGACACCUCAGACAGAGAGCAGGGUCUACGGUCUCCAUGUGGUCUCUGAAGAGUGACGGGUCUAAAGGGUGGCUUCCUCCAUACUUCAGUAAUGAACCUGGACCCUCAGACACAAAAUAGUGGUCUGCAGGAGGUUUUAGAUGAACAUAG